Messenger RNA from Sorex fumeus (smoky shrew), 2149 nucleotides. RefSeq names its product WW domain containing transcription regulator 1 (gene WWTR1). Gene Ontology annotation, biological process: hippo signaling; positive regulation of transcription by RNA polymerase II. The transcript is spliced from 7 exons. Lineage: Eukaryota; Metazoa; Chordata; Mammalia; Eulipotyphla; Soricidae. The record is from RefSeq and is a predicted model, not a curated record. The coding region runs from base 350 to 1558 and encodes 402 amino acids. Gene Ontology annotation, cellular component: cytoplasm; nucleus. Gene Ontology annotation, molecular function: protein binding; transcription corepressor activity; transcription coactivator activity.
GGUCCUGCAUAAUUGGGCAUCUGGGCCGCCGGGCCCGCCCCGUCCCGGGAGUGGGAGUUUGCGCCCGACUUUGUUUAUGGGACAGUCCGGGAGCCGCGGCCGCCGCGCUCGUCGCCUGCGUCUCGUCCUGGGUCCCCGCGCGAGCGCCGGACGCGGGCCCGGGGGCAUGUGAGAGGCCGAGCCCCUCGGCUGCCAGGCACCCCUCGGCGUCGGGCGCGGCCCCCGGGCGCGGCCCCCCCAGCCCCGCCGGCCGCCCGCGGCCUCCGCGCGCCCCCGCAGCGCCAGCCCGGCCCGACGUCCUCGUCCCGCGGCGCCCGGCCCCGGCCCGGUCCCGCCGCGCGCCCAGAAGAUGAAUCCCGCCUCGGCCCCGCCGCCGCCGCCGCCGCCGCCCGGGCAGCAGGUGAUCCACGUCACGCAGGACCUGGACACGGACCUGGAGGCGCUGUUCAACUCGGUCAUGAACCCCAAGCCCAGCUCGUGGCGGAAGAAGAUCCUGCCCGAGUCCUUCUUCCAGGAGCCCGACUCGGGCUCGCACUCGCGCCAGUCCAGCACCGACUCGUCCGGCGGCGGCCCGGGCCCGCGGCUGGCCGGCCCGGGCGCGCAGCACGUCCGCUCGCACUCGUCGCCCGCGUCGCUGCAGCUGGGCCCCGGCGCGGGCGCGGCGGGCAGCCCCGCGCAGCAGCACGCGCACCUCCGCCAGCAGUCCUACGACGUGACCGACGAGCUGCCGCUGCCCCCCGGCUGGGAGAUGACCUUCACGACCACCGGGCAGCGGUACUUCCUCAACCACAUAGAAAAAAUCACCACCUGGCAAGACCCCCGGAAGGCGAUGAAUCAGCCCCUGAACCACAUGAGUCUGCACCCGGCGGCCGCUUCCACCCCAACAGCCCCGAGGCCCAUGGCUGUGUCGCAGCCGAAUCUGGUGCUGAGCCACCAGCACCCGCAGCAGAUGGCCGCCAGCUCGCUGAACCCACAGAGCCACCCGCCGCAGAACCCGCCCACCGGGCUCCUGGCCAUGCCCAACGCGCUGACCACGCAGCAGCAGCAGCAGCAGAAGCUGCGGCUCCAGAGGAUCCAGAUGGAGCGUGAGAGGAUCCGGAUGCGCCAGGAGGAGCUCCUGAGGCAGGAGGCGGCUCUCUGCAGGCAGCUGCCCAUGGAGCCCGAGACGUUGGCCACAGUGCAGACCAUUGUCAGCCCUCCGGCCAUGACCCCCGACAUGAGAUCCAUCACCAACAACAGCUCCGAUCCUUUCCUCAACGGGGGUGCCUACCACUCUCGGGAGCAGAGCGCGGACAGCGGCCUGGGCCUGGGCUGCUACAGCGUGCCCGCCACCCCCGAGGACUUCCUCAGCAACGUGGACGAGAUGGACACAGGAGAAACCGCAGGCCAGACGGCCAUGAGCAUGAACCCACAGCAGAACCGCUUCCCUGACUUUCUUGACUGUCUCCCGGGCACGAACGUGGACCUCGGCACCCUGGAAUCCGAAGAUCUGAUCCCGCUCUUCAACGACGUGGAGUCGGCUCUGAACAAAAGCGAACCAUUUCUCACCUGGCUGUAAGCUGCGCCCGCUCCCUGGGCCAUGGGACCCACCUGGAGCAGAGCGGACCACCCCCCCCCCCUUGCCCCCCUGCCUCCUGCUCCUGCCUCUGCCCGCGGUGGCCCUGAGGGACAGUCUCUUCAGCUAAUCGUGAACAGACCUUGGUCUUCCCUUAGUCUGCAAACCCGUGCACCCAGGCUGGUGAGGCGCGGCUGGUCCAUCAAAGCCAUGUCCUGUUUAGCUCUCUGCACCCCCGGGAUUUAGCUUCCUGGAUCGUAGUGGAAUCGAUCAGAGCCCAGUUGGUCAGAACUCACCUGAUUCCCCAAGGGAGCGUGAGGGGCAGGGGCUCUGUCCAGGGAAUGAACAUGACCCUAGACCCACUGGUUAUCCAGAAGCUCUUGGUGACAGUUUAGUACCAAACGCUUUGAAACAUAUUGAACUUGAGCUUUUAAAAACCCAAGAAAACAAAGAACAAAACCUCUGUGCGGAUGGCGCGAUUCUGCUCUAGGGAAUGCAGUGUAGUUGAGGCCUGGGCGGCCGGCCGGUCCUGGUGAUGGUCGUUCUGUUUCUGCCCAGGCACACGGCGUUCUAUCAAGAUUUUUUUUUAAAUAA